AUGUGCGCAAUUUCUGCCCUCUUGUGGACCCUACCCGUUUGUCUACCGUCCUCUCCCGAGGAGGACCCUCCAUCGUCCUAUCCGUCAAGUGUCAGUCACUACGGUAACUGGCCGUCCACCCUAUGCGCCCAGCCAAUCUCUUUCGUUGCGCAAAAAGUCGAGUGCAAAAGUCGUCCUGGCAACGAUCGGGGGCACGGCGGGCGGGACACACUACCAUCGAACUCCAGGCUAUCCACCAGCAGCACCUGUCCAUCAUCGGAUAUGUCCCUCUCCCGCCCGCUGUGCCCCGCGCCGCCGCAAAGCUUUGACCCCGCGGGUGUAUCACAUACAAAUACAUGCAUUCCAAUCGCACACUUGUGA
Molecule: messenger RNA, 360 nt
Organism: Colletotrichum tamarilloi
Lineage: Eukaryota; Fungi; Ascomycota; Sordariomycetes; Glomerellales; Glomerellaceae
Exons: 2
Coding region: 1-360 (119 amino acids)
Source: RefSeq, a predicted model, not a curated record